This is a messenger RNA of Rotaria sp. Silwood2, 426 nucleotides long. Lineage: Eukaryota; Metazoa; Rotifera; Eurotatoria; Philodinida; Philodinidae. The record is from the annotation of a GenBank genome assembly.
AUGGCAAAAUUAGUUCGAACAAUAAAACAACUAUUUAGUUCAAAUACUCGUGAAUCAUUAGCUAAAUUCGUUGGAACUGAUCAAUUUCAAAAUAAAUUCUAUGAACGUUUACCCGGUAAUCGACAUUAUAAUUCAUCUAGACGAUUUUAUGAACCAGCAAACUAUUCAGAUGUUCGACUACAUAUUGAUCCAGCUUGGGAAGCUUGGUUAAGGGGUACUCGAAAAGAUCCUCCGACAUUUAAUGAAAUAAUUGCGCAAGAAAAUAGACGGCAACAAUUGUCAGAAAAACCAAUCGAUAUGUUGUCUACAAGUUAUGGGCGUGAUUCAGCACAAGGUGGAACAGGUUCAUAUCCAAUACAAGAUGAUUAUGAGAUUAGUCCAGGCACUAAAUCAAGAAAAAAACAGGAUCCUAAUGAAACACAUUGA